Notechis scutatus (mainland tiger snake) is the source of this 2838-nucleotide messenger RNA. It is a transcript of the gene DNAJB14, whose product is annotated as DnaJ heat shock protein family (Hsp40) member B14. Gene Ontology annotation, cellular component: endoplasmic reticulum membrane. Gene Ontology annotation, molecular function: Hsp70 protein binding. Lineage: Eukaryota; Metazoa; Chordata; Lepidosauria; Squamata; Elapidae. Gene Ontology annotation, biological process: cellular response to misfolded protein. The record is from RefSeq and is a predicted model, not a curated record.
UCUCAGGCCGCCGCGACGUUUGCGGGCACCGGGUCCUGGGGAAGGGAGGACGAUGUGCCAGAGGAGCGCCGGCGGCAGCGGCCUAAAGUGAGCCUUAAGGCCGUGCGAGCGAAGGCGUCGCCGCCGAGUCAGCCCCGGCGCCCGGUUUCCUCGGCGCCCGUCCGGCUGGCCCCGCCGCUCUGGCCCCGUCAGGCCCCUUUUCUCUGCGCUGCGGCGGGCGGAGGCGGCGGAAAGAAAAGCCCAUGGAAGGGAACCGGGACGAGGCGGAAAAAUGCAUCGGGAUCGCGCGAGAGGCCCUGGAAACCGGCAACCGAGAACGGGCGCUGCGUUUCCUCAAUAAGGCCCAGAAGCUCUAUCCGACAGAGACCGCCAAGGUGUUAUUGGAGGCAAUUAUGAAAAAUGGGAGUGCUGCUGGAAGUGGUACUCACUGUCGAAAACCAGCAAGUAAGAAUGAUAAAAGUAAAACUAACAGCAUGAAGGACAGCAGUGCAUCUGCUGCAGGUGAACUUGGCAAGACUUACACCAAGGAGCAAAUUGAAGGAGUACAAAGCAUAAAAAUAUGUAAGAAUUACUAUGAGGUCCUUGGAGUGUCAAAAGAUGCAGGUGAAGAAGACUUGAAGAAAGCUUAUAGAAAGCUUGCUCUGAAGUUUCACCCUGACAAAAAUCAUGCACCGGGAGCAACAGAAGCUUUUAAAAAGAUUGGAAACGCAUAUGCUGUGUUAAGUAAUCCAGAAAAACGCAAACAGUACGAUCUCACAGGCAGCGAAGAUCCCUGCAAUCAGCCAGGCAAUGGUAGAUUUAACUUCCACAGGGGAUGUGAAGCAGAUAUCACCCCAGAGGACCUCUUCAACAUGUUCUUUGGAGGAGCCUUUCCAACAGGAAGCGUACAUUCUUUUUCUAAUGGACGGUCUGGGUUUAGUCACGAUAAUCAGCAUCGUCAUAGUGGACACGAAAGAGAAGAUGAAAGGGGUGACGGAGGGUUCUCCAUGUUCAUUCAGUUGAUGCCAAUUAUUGUGCUGAUCUUUGUUUCUUUACUUAGCCAGUUGAUGGUAUCUAAUCCUCCUUAUUCCUUAUAUCCAAGAUCGAGUUCAGGGCAGACUAUCCAGAUGCAGACAGAAAAUCUGGGUGUUGUUUAUUAUGUCAACAAGGACUUUAAAAAUGAAUACAAAGGUCUAAAUUUGCAAAAGCUGGAAAAGAGUGUAGAAGAAGACUAUGUUUCAAAUAUUCGAAAUAACUGUUGGAAGGAAAGACAACAAAAAACCGAUUUACUCUAUGCAGCAAAAAUUUAUCGGGAUGAUCGCCUACGAAAGAAAGCAGAAGCUAUUUCCAUGGACAACUGCAAAGAGCUAGAACGAUUAACCAGUAUCUAUCGAGGAGGAUGAGCUAAAUUUUUGACCUAUACUGCUUGAAGUACAUGCUUUCUAAGAAAAAUACUAUUUCAUCAUGACAACUGAAAAGGAGAGAUGUAAAAAAUUCACUCUGUAGCUAUUUCCAAAACCUUACCCUGAAGUUUCAGUAUCAUUUAAUAGCCUCUUUGUGUAGUCUGAAACAUAGGACAACGAUUGUUUGCAUCAUUGAAUUGUCCUUAAUAUUUUACUCCCAAAACUUCUGAACUUUUCCACAAGAAAGAAAGCAUUUUGGACAAGCACUUCCACUAGAAAUGUAGAUGUAGUGGUUCUCUUAUUCAAAUACUUGCCAUGUAAAUAUAUGUGAGACAAUUACUUAUAUGUAUAUAAAAAUGUUAUGGACAUCUGAAGGCAUUUAGAAUAUUAAAAGUUUCAAUCUUAAUAGGUGGAAUAAAUAAUAUGACUACAUUAUUAUUCAGAUGUCAGGUAGGUGGAACUAAAGAAAAUUGAGGUUUUAGGUUUCUUUUUUCAUUUAUUUUCUCCUCAUUAACAAAAUUAAGAUCGGUGCUGGAAGAGAGAAAUGUUGCAUAUUGAAUGUACUUGAGUUCCUAAUAGCAGAAUAUUUUGGUAUUCCAAAAGAAAUCAAUUAAGCAAAAGCUGUUUUUCAGGCUCCUCCUUAGUUUGAUUUUUAUUUCACUUUUAUUUAAAUAAUAAUCAUCCAAUAAUUUUUUUUAAUCAGCUCCAAUUUCUAUUUUGCUAUCAAAAAUCAGUUAAGACAGUUGUUCUUAAAGUUCAGCCUUGUGCCUUUAUUUUGUGGUUAGUUGGUUCAUCUUAUUUCUGAAUUGUUGUCAUCAAUAUUAAUAGAAGGCAUGGUCUUGUUCAAGGAUGUUAGAUAAAGUCAUACUGUAGCAAGUUCAGGUCACAUGUAUAUGAAGGGUUGGCACUAACGAUAAAAGUGAUCUAAAGAUCAUUUAUGACAUACUGCUUAUAUAACCACUUUUGCCAGUUUAAAUUUAAUGUGAUUUUGAAAGAACUGAAGAUAAGACAUGGAAUUUCAGAACUGAAUUUAUAUGUUUAUAAGCUACCAUAUAACUAAUACAGAAAAAUAUUUAUUUUUUACAGCCAAUGUGGGAUAGACUAGAAAGUAGCUUUCACAUGAAUCGGCACAUCACUGUAAAAUAAGGAUGCCAUUUUUAACUGAAAGAUAGUACUUCAGACUUAUUUCAGUGAAAUAACUUGCAUUGUGGUCUGCUACCUAUAAAGUUUAGUUUUGAAAACCUGUAAUUGUUCAUAGGUGGCGCUUAAAUUUCUUAGUACUGACUCAUAAGGUCACAUGAACAGUUUCAUUACUGCUAGGGAACAAAAGCCUAACCAAUAUGUGAGGGGCUUUUCUUUUAAACAGAUAAGUAUAAAGCCACAUUGUUUCAGAACUGCUAUUUUAAUAGUAUUUCAACAUUUUUGUAAAAAGAGAGAAAUGUGAAAUGAGUUUUGG